UACACGGAGGAGAGCGGAUAAACAUCUCUCUCUCUCUCUCUCUUGCUUCUCUCUUUCUGCGUCACGGACUCGCGAGCCAAGAGUCAAGCCCCCGGCGCACGCACACUCUCGGGUCUUCCAAAGUCUUUUUGGUCGUUUUCGUUUAAUCUUCUCAGCACUUUUUUCUAGGUCUCUUACCAUUUCUUCAUUUUGAUCGAUUCCUCUGGCUUGGGUUGUCCUUGGGAUUAAGAGAUGGACAACCAAAAUCAUAAGAAGAAUCAUAUAACUGGGGAGUGUCUUGGUGUUCACGUUUGUCAGCACUGUGGUUGGCCCUUCCCGAACCCUCAACCAAGCAAGAAACAGAGACGAUCUCACAAGAAGGUCUGCGGGACACUUGAAGGGUAUAAGCUAACCCACGCAGAACGCGAGACCCAUUUAGAUGUUGCCGGCGAAGACAAACUCUUAGAUGAAGAUGAUCACAAGUCCUCUGAGAAUUCAGAAGUGGAAGAGUUGAAAAACAAGGAGAAUGUGAAAAAUGUCAAUUCAGGUAUUAUUCAAGAACGAGAACAUCCAAUGCAGGUCAACCAACUACAGAAGCCCCAAGGUUUGGAAAGUUCAAUGGACAACUUGAAGAAUAAUAAACAGUUCCAGGAUGACACCUCAAGCUCUACCAUUUUCUCAGCUUUGGCUUCUUCUGAAAAGAAAACUGAAGCAUCAGCUGUUGAUGCAACUGAAGACAUAUCUAUGAUGCACUCUGGGCAAAGUUCUGAAGGACAGCUACAGGGAAAUAGUGAUGCACAUAUGGGAUUAUCACCUAGUGAGAUAGAUUCCAAGUUAGAACAAAUGAAUGAAUUUGCAGGAAUAACCACUGAUGUCAGUACAAGAAGAACGAAUAGACUUGUGGAAUCGAAGGAAACAAAGUCUAAUUUUUCAGAACCAGUCACAAUCCAGAUUGAUUCAUCCUCUAAUUCUUGUUCAGGUUUUAUGGAAGUUGUAGACAUUGAACAUACAGGUACUUUGACUAACAGAGAAAGUGAUGCUUCUGGGCAAGAAGUAGAUAUACUGUAUCCUGAUGACACUGAGAUUCUUCCAGAAAAGCCUACAGUUAUUCCUGAAUCAGGUGCAGAUGCCAUGGUUUCUCCAGCACACUGCAAAGUUGAUGAAGCAACCCAUGCUUUUAGCAGCAGUGAUGAACUUCCAGAGAAGGCUAGAAAUGACAGUUCCAAUUUAUCUGGGAAGUAUGUUGGUGAUGGAGUUGUAGAGAUACAAAAUGAACAAGAGACCCUUUCGACUGAAACUUUACAAAUGCCUGAUAUCCAAGCAGAAGAAGCCGACUUAAAAAGGACAUUAGCUGAAGAGAGCACCACAGAUCAUGAUAAAUGUGACUUGCAGUCUGAGUCUUUGAAAGAAAUAGCAGUUGCUUCCACAACAAAUGCUACAGAUGAGCUACUGAUCCUUGCUGCUGAAACUUUACCAGCAUCCUCCAAUGUCCAAGCACAAAAAGCCACCUUAAAUAAGGCAUUAGGUGAAGAGAGCACCACCAAGGACUUUGGGGAAGAUACAUCUGAGAUAAAGUCUCGGUCACUACCAGAUGGUGUGGACAACCUUCUCAAACAACAGCCCUGUGCAGUAGCAGCUGUACCAGAUGCCUCUGUUGAUUCAAUUAGCCAAACUGAUAGUGUGGAAGGCCACUGGGGCUCAGUUUCAGAUGGAACAUUUCCUUCCACUAGAGAUGCUAAUGAAGAACGAGCCAUCAUUGCUACUGAAACACUUGAUAUGGGAAUAAAGGACAAAGAUCGAAGAGCUAACUUGGAGACAGAAAAUGGUGCUUCUGAAAGAAACUGUUCUGAUCAAAGUGAUAUAUUUGAUGCACCUUCCUUCAUGACCUUGGUUGAACCUGGCAACAGAGAAAUUAAUCAACAGACUGUGUCAUCUGAAAUUCAGAUAGUUCAGAACACUCCACAGCCAAAUUGUUCACCUUUGCAAGCUGGGUGGUUUCCUUCACUUACUCAUGAUGUGAAAGAGUCCCCAGGGAGAAAGAAGAAUGAAGAGAUCAUUGCUAAAGUCAGUAACUGGAGCGCUGGGAAACCACAUACGCCUUUGAAGAGCCUUUUGGUUGAAGCAAACCUUGGAAGCAAGCCGAAGUCACCAAAUGCACUGGGGCAUCCACAAACAGUUGCCACCCCCAAACAUGAACCCUCUGCAGAAGACAAUAAUCUCCCUGCCAAGGCUUCCCCUUCGUUGAUGGCUCCUGAAGCAUCCACAGCUUUAGCUGUCAAAGGUAAUGAAAACAAAGAAUGGUAUAGUCCUGCAAGGCUUCCAGAGAAUAAGAAAGAGAAGAGGAAAGCCAGAAGGAGCUGGGUACCAUUUGUGUGCUGCAACUCUUUUAAUUUAUACCCAUGAUGAUACAGGGUAAUCAAUAUGCCCUCUUCCUCUUCAACUCAACUAGAUGAGGUAUAAACAACAACUUUAGAUGGAAAGUUUAUGGGAAUCCAACCUCGUAACUUUUCAAAUUGUGGAGGUUGGGUCCUUAUUUUGUAUAUUCUUGUGUGAAUGUAGCAGUUGUAGGUUUUAGGUCAAUCACAUAUAGCAGUUGGUCCUUUUCCAUUGAUUCCCUUGAUUUAUUGUAAAUCUUUAGGUUAAUUUUGUGUGCAUGAUAUUGUUAUUUAUCAUAGGGAUUUAUCUCUGGAUAUUGAUUCUUGCAAUGAAUUUUGUAGUCAAUAACAAAUGUCUAUAUAGGUUUGCAAUGA
Molecule: messenger RNA, 2729 nt
Organism: Macadamia integrifolia
Lineage: Eukaryota; Viridiplantae; Streptophyta; Magnoliopsida; Proteales; Proteaceae
Exons: 9
Coding region: 232-2382 (716 amino acids)
Source: RefSeq, a predicted model, not a curated record